Molecule: messenger RNA, 1568 nt
Organism: Hordeum vulgare subsp. vulgare (domesticated barley)
Lineage: Eukaryota; Viridiplantae; Streptophyta; Magnoliopsida; Poales; Poaceae
Exons: 4
Coding region: 1-1293 (430 amino acids)
Source: RefSeq, a predicted model, not a curated record
AUGGCCAAAUCCGGUGCCCGUAAGGAGGCGGCGCCAGUCCGGUCACCGGCGACCUCGCCGCCGCAGCACUUCCCCGGCCCGGCAAGCUCGUACGCGAGCGGCUCGGCACAACAACUCUUCUACCCGGGCGCCCCGACGUGCUCCUCCGCCAAUACCUCGACGCCGCCGCCGCACCUGUACCCACCCCUCAUGGAGACCUCCUCUCCCAACCCUACAUGGAGGCCAAUGUACACCGCUGCACCUGAAAGCUUGCUAAAUUUUGGGCAAUUCCCUCCAAUGCAUCCUUAUAAUUUUCGACCUCCGCCGGUCCACUAUCCAGAACAAGGACACGGCAAUUUGGAGAAUUUGCACUUUGUUGGGGCUUCUCCACACGAUUCCUUUUCAACACCACCACCGGCACCGCACCCUAAAGUCGCAUCUCGGUCUGGUCCUGCAAAAGUGGAUUCGACAUCUUCCAAAAAGAAAAGGAAGACCAUCAAUGUAGAUGAAGAAGAAUUGGGAGAAAGGACCGCAUAUCGUCUGCCCUAUACACCCGAGGAACAUGACAGACUGGCUGGUGCUUGGCUAGAGUGUUCACUGAAUCCCAUCGAUGGGAACGGAAAGAAGGGUGAGCAGUUCUGGGAUGACAUUGCUGCUCUCUACAAUGGUGCCACACCAAGUAACCGGAAGAGAGAUCGCAAUCAGUUGAAGAUGGAAUGGCAAAGGACCAAGAAAAAGCUCGGUGCUUUCCAUGGGGAGUGGAUUGCUGUUAUGGGAGUGUAUCAUAGUGGUCACAACAGUCAUGACCUACAAAAAAUGGCCUUGGAGAAGUACGAACGCAACUAUCAUCAGCCUUUCCAACAUUUAACUAUGUGGGAAAAACUUAAGGAUGAUAGCAAAUGGCUAACCUCUUACAAACACAUGACUGCAAAAAAAGGUAACAUGACAGAUAGCAAUACCACAUCAAAUAUGAUCAACUUGGAGGCUGAGGAGCGCCCAAAAGUUGGCCGUGAUAAGGCUAAGCUUGAACGUGCUGGUAAAGGCAAGUCAGGAGGGCUCUCGCAAGAGCUUGGAGAAAGAUUGGACAAAUUCAUCGAGGUUAACAAUCAAUCGAUGGAGGACCGUCAAAAGGUGAUAAAUAGCCAGGUUCUUUUAUCAAAUCAACAACUUGAAACUGCAAAGAUCAACAACAAGACAAAAAUGUUGGAUGUUUAUUCCAAAAUGCUUUUAGCGGACACAUCUAAGAUGGAUGAUGGUGAAAAGGCCCGGCGUGCAAAGGCUUUGAGUAAUAUGGAGGCCAUGUUAUUUUCUUGAAGGAGAUGCAGGUGAUUGAAGGGAAAGAAGUGGUGCACUACGAAGCAUAUUAGAAGUUAGCUCGGUCAGUUUGUUGUGUGAACCUGAUGGAUCGUUCAUCACUUUUGGUGUCGGGUCAGUUUAUUUUGUAAACCAUGGAUUGUUAUUGUGUGUACCUGGUGGAUUUUUAAUUGUGUACCUGAUGGACCGAUCAGCUACUCUAGAAUUGAUGUGAACGUGGUGUUUUGCUGUUAGCUUUUGGACUGAUCAGCUACUAUUGCCAGUUACCUUUUUAA